This is a messenger RNA of Mytilus trossulus (common blue mussel), 858 nucleotides long. Its product is annotated as GTPase IMAP family member 4-like. The transcript has 3 exons. Bases 1 to 858 code for a protein of 285 amino acids. Lineage: Eukaryota; Metazoa; Mollusca; Bivalvia; Mytilida; Mytilidae. Gene Ontology annotation, molecular function: GTP binding. The record is from RefSeq and is a predicted model, not a curated record.
AUGAACUCCACUAAAAUUCCGGAAGUGAAAUCAGGUGCUCCGGAAAAUCAAAAUGCAUAUUGUGAUGAAAAUGCAGAAGUUAUAAAUCAAUCCAAUGGAACUUAUACACCAAUUACAGAUUGCAUUUUGAGCAUUGCAGGGUGUAUAAAUAUCCUUCUUAUUGGAAAAGCUGGAAGUGGAAAAAGCACAGUAGGGAAUAUAAUUUCUGGAGGAGUAAACUUUAAAGUAGCUCCAACUGCACAACUGGUUACAACAAAAUGUCAGGAAGCAAAGGUUAGCAUUAAGAAUGUUCUGAUUAACAUAGUCGACACUCCGGGAUUGUUUAAUCUAGAAAUAAACAAUUGUAAGGUCCAAGAAAUGAUUACAGAAUAUCUGAAAACGAAUAGGCACUUAUUCCCUCUGAUUUUAGUCCUUUGUAUUCAAGAUGGAGUUCGAUUUACGAAAGAAGACGAAUCAGUUCUAGAUAGGAUAAAAGGAAACUUUGGUACUCAUGUGCUACAAAAUGUGAUUGUUGUAUUUACUGGCAAGAUGCCUACAAUAGAUAUGCCAGAAAUGCUCAAACAAUUUCUUAAAGAAAUAAAUAACAUAACUUUUCAUUUCCCAACUGAUUCUAGAGCUCCUGAAAGAGACCAAGAACGGGAAUCGUUCGUAGGAACAUGUCAGAAGUUACUUAAUAAACCAAAAAAUCUCAACUACAACCUGUCCGAUUAUGAAGCAGCACAACGCCAUAUUGAAGAAAGAGAUGUCCGCAAAUUUCAAAGAUUACAAUCUAUUCAGAAUAAUCCAAAGUUGUCUUCAGUAGGAUAUAAAAAAAGAAAAAGUAAAUGUAGAUUGAUUCAUAAAUCUCGCAAAACUUAA